CAAAAUGGCGCACAGCUGUCGGUGGCGGUUCCCUGCUCGGCCCGGGACUGGCCGGCGCUUGGGGGCCCGUCACAGAUUGGCAGCAGUGCUAAAAGAAGAUGCGGUUGAAGGCUGGGCAGGCCUUGGCUCCUUUGGAAAUGUUAAUGUUGGGUGUGGGGUUGCUGUGGCCCCUGGGGGCCCGGGAAGCUGUGUCGGGGUAGGACCCGGGUUUGAUGCGGCGCUGCAAGUGUCGGUGGCGAUUGGGAGCAACCUGAGGAGAUUCAGGGACGUGUCCGGGGGAAGCAGCGGAGAGGAAGAUCACUUUUUGGGAUUUGGUUCAGAUGAGGACGUUGAAACUUGCAGCCCAGAAAAGUCACCAUCAGAUCAGACAACCCCAAGAAAACCUCGUGGAAGGCCCAGGAAUAGCCAGUCUCGCAUCUCUGAAGCUUCAUCAAAUUCUACAGAGAAUCAUAGUGCUGCAGCAACCAAACAGGAGCUCAGGCCUUCAGAUAAAUCAAAGAGACCUGAGAGCAAGCCUGAAGAGAAGAGACGAGGUAGACCUCCAGCACACGGCGGUGUCAAGUUCAAGUUGCAGCAUGAAAAAACAGAUGCCUCUGAGACCACAAAGGCUCUGCUUGAGGAGAAAACAAAGAGAAAAAAGCAAUCAACCACAUUUGAGCAUGCUGCAAGAAUUAAGAAACUCAGAGCUGUCAAACUAUCUCCUCUUAAAUCCAAAUUUAAAAGUAACCAACUACAAAUUGGGAGAAAGGGAAGUGUUCAUGUUGUCAGGCGGCGUGGACGACCUCCGUCUUCUGAAAGGUUGAAAGAGGCAUCUUCUGGGGUGGUCAUAAAACAGUCCCAAACUGAAAAAAGCCCAAAGGGUCGCAAAGAGGGCUCCCCUCAGCCCUCAAAUGAAGAGAGCAGAAUUUCUGUAAGACAUAGUGCACGUAGAAUGAAGCCAGUGAGAAUAAUCCCAUCAUCCAAGAGAACAGAUACAACCAUUGCCAAGCAACUUUUACAGAAAGCCAAGAAGGGAGCUCAGAAAAAAAUGGAGCUGGAAGCAGCAAAGCUUCAAGGACGGAAAGGGGGCACUCAACUAAAGAACAUUCGCCAAUUUAUAAUGCCUGUGGUGAGCACAGUCUCGUCUCGCAUCAUCAAGACACCAAGGAGAUUCAUAGAGGAUGAAGACUACGAGCCUCCUAUUAAGAUUGCACGGUUGGAGACUGCUCCCAACAAUGGACGUUUUGCGGCAGCCUCAUGUGGUUCCAGUGAAAAAUCAAGUGAGGCAUCGCAACGCUCAUCGCAGGCCACUUCUGACGACUCUCGAUCCAGCAGUCCAAGUGUGGACACCUCAACAGAAUCUCAUGCCUCGGAAGAGACCCCAGCCAUAAGUGAGUCUCAAGGAAGAGUCGCAGAAACACCUGUCCCCACUCCACAAUCUCCCCCUGCAAGUAAUGGUUGUGGCACAAGGAGUAGAAGGCUUCCUGUAUGCAAUAGAGCUUUUGGUUCAAGACCAGGAAAAAAAAAUCUCUCUCAGCCUUCUACAUCGCCGCCUCCUCCAUUAUUAAGUCCCUCUGCACCUUUGCAACCCGCUCCUACCCUCUCUGAUCAUACACCUUGGUUAAUGCCUCCAGCGAUCCCUAUGGCUACUUCCUUCCUCUCUGGCUCUCGCCUUCAUGAAAAGAGAAGAUCCAUCCUGAGAGAACCAACCUUUCGUUGGACGUCAUUGAAACAUUCCAGAUUAGAGUCUCAAUACUUCUCCUCUGCUAAAUAUGCCAAAGAAGGUCUUAUUCGAAAACCCAUCUUUGACAAUUUUAGACCACCUCCUCUAACCCCACAGGAUGUAGGAAUAGCUUCAGCCUCUGGAUUUCCGUCACCUUCUGCGGUGGGUCCUGGGAGACUCUUCUCCCCUCUCCAUGCCUCAGGGGCUCGGUUUGAUGUCCAUAAGCGGAGCCCCAUUCUCCGAGCGCCCAGGUUCACUCCCAGUGAAGCACAUUCCCGCAUCUUUGAAUCCGUUACACUCCCAACCUCUGUUUGUCGUUCUGGUGGAGCGUCUUCCAUAAUGGGUAUGUCCUCUCGGAGAAGAAAGAGAAGGGUUUUCAGCCCUAUCCGCAGCUCUGAGCCUAGGUCCCCAUCUCACUCCAUGAGGACACGGAGCAGGAGAGUGAGUAGCAACAACCUGACCUCCUUCACACCUCCACCGUCGUCCUCAGUUUCCAGCAUAAAUGUCAACCCUGUUACCGUCAGUGCCUUAAGUCCCAGCUUUUCUCUCUCUUCCACUUCAGUUACAUCUGUUCCAGGGGAUAAAGCAGAAAAAAUUCAGAAACCAAGAAAACAAGCUGGCAGUUCUGGGCAGCCGUUCUCUUCCUCUUCCAAUAGUUCUACUGCUCUUUUCCAGUGGCUGCCUUCGAGCCCUCAAACGGAAAGAGGCAAGAGCAAGGGCAGGGUGUCCGAGGAAGUGCCUAAAGAGAAGGACGUAGAAAGAAGCAGGGAAAAAGAAUUAGAAAAAGAGAAUUCCCGUGACUCCAGGAAAGACAAAAGGAAAAAAGGUUCAGAUGCUGUGUGCAAGACUAGCAAAGACGGCAAUGGAGAGGGAAUUACCACUUCUACCACACCUGUGAAAGUCCUGGGGAAGAAGAAACCUGCUGCUGCUGCAGACCCUUCUUCAGACAUAUCUCCAGUUUCUUCACCUGUAGAAUCUGCUCCUGUCAAAUGCAAGGCAUCCAAAAAGGGUCGGGCAGUCUCUGAGAAACCUGACCUCGAUACCAAUGCCAAACCCCAAACCACAGACACACACCAACCUGACCAGCCUGUAAGUUCUGUAAAGACCACCACUACAUCCAUCAGCACUAUGCUGGCCCAGGCUGACAAAUUUCCGGUUUCUGACAAACAUGUGGCCAGUUUAUUGAGAAAAGCUAAAGCCCAGUUGUGCAGAAUUGAGAAGACCAAGUUCCUGAAGCAAGCAGUCCAGCCCAAGGCUCAGGUGCUUAACUCCAAGGGCCAGGAAAGUGAUUCUUCUGAGGCGUCUGUACACGGACCUAGGAUCAAACAUGUCUGCCGUCGAGCUGCUGUGGCCCUGGGACGCAAGAGGGCUGUUUUUCCAGAUGACAUGCCCACCCUGAGUGCCUUACCCUGGGAGGAGAGAGAGAAGGUCUUGUCUUCCAUGGGAAAUGACGACAAGUCAUCCAUUGCUGGUUCAGAGGAUGCAGACCCGCCUGCUCCACCCCUUAAACCCAUCAAACAAGUCAUGCGUAGCAAGGCGUUACAGGAGCCCCAUGUGAAAAAGGGCCGGCGUUCACGGCGCUGCGGCCAGUGUCCGGGUUGCCAGGUGCCCGAGGACUGCGGCAUCUGCACCAAUUGUCUGGACAAGCCCAAGUUUGGGGGGCGCAACAUCAAAAAACAGUGCUGCAAGAUGCGAAAAUGCCAGAACUUACAGUGGAUGCCAUCUAAAGCAUUCCUGCAAAAGCAAGCUAAAGCUGCAAAAAAGAAAGAAAAGAAGUUCAAGGUAACUGACAAGAAGGAAAUGCCAAUGGUGAAAUCUGUUGCAGAAUCCUCUCCAAAAACCGCUUUGACACCAGCAACUGCUGCUAACCCCACCACCCCCAUCACUGUCCCUGCCCCUCCUGCUGUGCCAGAUGAACCCCCACCGGCACCUGCAAAGAAAAGUGACGCCCCAAGGAAAGCAGAUGAGGACCGCAUUGAAGAAGUAGAUCAGCCCAAUUUAUCUUGCGAACCCAAGCAACCCCCGGUUCCACGGAAAACCACAAAGUCGGCUCCGCCACCGAUAUCUUUGACACCCCUCCCUCCCCGAGCUAGCUCUCCACCACCUCCUGCCAAGAACGAGUCCUCAAAAAUAACCCACUGCGAGGCCAGAAAGAAGAUAUUGCCUGCAGCACCAGAGAUCAAUUCUGAGAAUAAACAGAAGAAACUGGCUUCUCGGUUGGGUGCUCUUUUCAAAACCAAAUCAAAAGAGAAGGACAAACCCGUGCCCACCAACAAGCCGGACAGCAGCUUGAACCUGAUAAGCCCAAUAAGUAACGGCGCAAACGCCAGACAAAAACCGCUCACUGAUGGAGUGCACAGAAUCCGUGUGGAUUUCAAGGAGGAUGGCGAAGUUGGUAAUGUGUGGGAGAUGGGGGGACUCGGCAUCCUCACUACUGCUCCCAUCACUCCUCGGGUGGUCUGCUUCCUCUGUGCCAGCAGCGGACAUGUGGAGUUUGUCUACUGCCAAGUCUGUUGUGAGGCCUUUCAUAGAUUCUGUCUGGAAGAGCGAGAGAGGCCUUCUGAAGAUCAGCUGGAAAGCUGGUGCUGCCGGCACUGCAAGUUCUGUCAUGUGUGUGGGAGACAGCAGCAGACAACCAAGCAGCUACUAGAGUGUAACAAGUGCCGCAAUAGCUACCACCCAGAGUGCCUGGGACCGAACUACCCAACCAAACCCACAAAGAAAAAGAGAGUGUGGAUCUGUACCAAGUGUGUUCGAUGCAAGAGUUGCGGUUCAACAACACCUGGGAAAGGCUGGGAUGCACAGUGGUCACAUGACUUUUCUUUGUGCCAUGACUGUGCCAAAUUAUUUGCUAAAGGCAACUUCUGUCCCUUAUGUAAUAAAUGCUAUGAUGAUGACGAUUAUGAGAGCAAGAUGAUGCAGUGUGGGAAGUGUGACCGUUGGGUGCAUUCCAAGUGUGAGAACCUGACCGAUGAGAUGUACGAGAUCCUUUCCAACCUGCCAGAGAGUGUGGCCUACACCUGCAUUAACUGUACAGAACAGCACCCUGCGGAGUGGCGGCUGGCGCUGACAAACGAGCUGCAGGCCUCGCUGAAAUACGUGCUGACGGCCCUGCUCAACUCGCGCACGUCCAGCCACCUCCUUCGCUACCAACAGGCCGCAAAACCCCCUGAUUUAAAUCCAGAGUCGGAAGAGAACAUGCCUUCUCGGAGUUCCCCUGAAGGACCAGACCCCCCCAUUCUGACCCAGGUCAGCAAACAGGAUGAACAACCCCUGCUUGACCUGGACGGGGUGAAGAGGAAGAUGGACGGUGGCAGAUACACCUCGGUGUUGGAGAUGAGUGAUGACAUUGUGCGAAUUAUCCAAGCUUCAAUGAAUGCAGAUGGAGGACAACCUGAAUUGAAGAAGGCAAACAGCAUGGUUAAAUCUUAUUUCACAAGGCAAAUGGAACGAGUCUUCCCUUGGUUUAAUGUUAAAAAGUCCAGGUUCUGGGAGCCCAACAAGGUUACCAACAAUAGCAGUAUGUUACCCAAUGCAGUGCUGCCUCCAUCCUUGGACCAUAAUUAUGCUCAGUGGCAGGAGCAUGAGAACAGACUGGCGGAACAGCCACUCUUAAUGAAGAAAAUCAUCCCUGCUCCAAAACCUAGAUCUCCAGAAGACCCAGAGUCUCCUCGACCAGAGCAUCCUCCCACCCCACCAGCCAUGUUAGCCAUAGAGCACAGCAAGGAGGAGAGCCCAAGCCUGCCGCUUCCACCUGGAGUCGAAGAUAACCGUCAGUGUGCCCUUUGCCUGAAGUAUGGCGAUGACAAUGCCAAUGAUGCUGGGCGGCUGCUGUACAUCGGACAGGAUGAAUGGACCCAUGUUAACUGUGGCCUAUGGUCAGCAGAGGUGUUUGAGGAUGAUGAUGGCUCUUUGAAAAACGUGCAUAUGGCAGUUAUCAGAGGCAAACAACUGCGGUGUGACCUUUGCAUGAAGCUGGGUGCCACGGUUGGAUGCUGCCUUAAUUCUUGCACCAGUAACUAUCAUUUUAUGUGCUCACGGAUAACGAACUGCGUGUUUCUGGAGGAUAAAAAGGUUUACUGCCAGAAACACAGGGACCUGAUCAAAGGAGAGGUUGUGUCUGAUAACAGCUUUGAGGUCCAGAGAAGGGUUUUCGUGGACUUUGAAGGAAUCAACCUACGCAGAAAAUAUCUCAGUGGGUUGGAGCCUGAAAAUAUUCACAUGAUGAUAGGUUCAAUGACUGUAGACUGUCUAGGAAUUCUGACUGAUCUGUCAGACUGUGAAGAGAAGCUGUUCCCCAUUGGUUACCAAUGUUCUCGUGUAUACUGGAGCACGACUGAUGCCCGGAAGCGCUGUGUGUACACUUGUAAGAUCUUGGAAUGUCGUCCUCCUCCAACUGAACCGGACAUCAACAGCACUGUGCAGCAUGAGGAGAACCGAACUAUUGCACAUAGUCCUAAACCACCCUGUACUGGCUUGCAGGAAUCUCAGAACUCAGAUGGUAAAAGUCUCACAUCUCCAGACACUGCCUCAAGCACUCCAGCUUCCAACCCACGGACUCCCUCUCGCCCCCCAGGAGGCAACAAGAUACGCACACCCAAAUAUUCUCCAAAUCAGCGUUCCCCUGGGUCCAGACCUCUUCCAUCAGCAGGAUGUCCGUCUCCAGUUACACAUGAAAUUGUGACUGUUGGGGACCCUCUCUUGUCUUCUGGUCUUCGGAGUAUUGGCUCGCGAAGGCACAGCUCCUCUUCCAACCCACCACAACAGCAAAAACCUAGAUUGACUUCACCAUCAGAGGCUGAUCUUCCAAGAUUGUCCUCACAGGUUGCUGCUGUGACCUCUUCAGAUCAAAGCACCACCAAUGUAGAAAACUUACUUUUGGAAGCCUCUGCAAAUUUGAAGGGCAAUUUCUCUUCUAACAAUGGGCAUAAAAUAUCUGGAGGGAAGGUGGAAAAACUGCCUGAAACAAGGAGAGUGGGCAUCUCUGAGAACCUCACAAAAAUCACAACCCCCAAAACUGAUUUUUUAAGGCUUUCUGCAUCCAGAAUCUCAGAUCCUUCCACUCCCAAAAUGCCCUCUCAGCUACAGGCAGUAUCUACCAAUGCUGCUUCUCUACUACUUGACUCAAAAUGUUCUCCCACUUCACACCAAAGGACAAUAAGACAAGAAGAUGACCAACCAGGGAACACCUUGAUAGGUGAGAAAUCUGAGGUAGGAAAGGACUCACAGGUACCUACAAGCAAUCAUGGAAACUCUGUGACCAAAGACAAAAGGGCAAAGUCCAAGAAGCUGCUGCUGGAAAAUUCAAAAGAGAAGCAUUCCAGUAAAUCCACCUGUGAUUUAGAGCACCAAUCAAGUGAAGUCCAGGGGCAGUCAAACAGUAAUGGCAAUCGUACAAUGACAGACAAUGACAACUUUAGAAAACAUGGGCACAACAAAUAUACAAAUAAGAUUGUAUCCAGUGCAGGCAAUUCUCUGCUGGAAAAUUCCUCAAUAACCACUGGAAAGGCUACAAAGGUGGGAAAAGAGGCAACGUAUGAUAGAGAGCUUACAAAGUCAAUUGCUGUGUCUCCACAGCACUUUACACAUUUAUCAGAAGUUACAAAGACAGAAGAUAUUUCAAAGGCAGCUGGAGAAUUAACAACCGUACACACAAGUCCAAAUACAGAUCCUGAUCCUCAAGCAGGAAACUCCUAUGCUUCCCAGGACCCUGGCAUGCUUCUCAAGGAUGGAAGCAAAACCCAGGAAGGAAGCUCCUAUAAAAGGCGCUACCCAAGGAGGAGUGCCAGGGCACGUUCGAACAUGUUUUUUGGCCUCACCCCACUAUAUGGAGUUCGUUCCUACGGUGAAGAAGAUCUACCAUUUUGUAGCAGCACUCCAGGAAAGAAACGUGGUAAAAGGUCAGCAGAGGGACAGGUUGAUGGUGCUGAUGACCUGAGUUCAUCAGAUGAUGAUGAUGACGACGAUGAUAUGUAUUAUUACAACUUUUCAAGGACUGUAGUAUCCUCUUCAGGGGAUGAGCGUCUGGGUUUGCAUACGCUGUUUAAGGAGGAGGAUCACCAUGACCUUCACAAAAUUCCACAGCUUGAUGGAGUAGAUGAUGGAACAGAAAGUGACACAAGUGUCUCCGUCACAUCAGGGAAGCCUGGCCAAGGAGGCAAAAGGAAUGGCAAACAAAAUGGUGCAGACAAGCUUGAAGCUUCUGAGGACAGGGGGGAGAAAGUUCUCUCGGGCAAGGCCCACAAGGCAGCCGACUCAAAAAUUGAGAACUGUCAUCCAGUAAAACAGGUCUCCCUAGAGACACAGCUGAAUUUAGAUGCAUCACGUAGAGGUCACAGUGGAUCAGAGAAGAAUCUUUUGGACACAUUUAAUUCGGAGCUUCUCAAAUCUGAUUCUGACAACAACAACAGUGAUGACUGUGGGAACAUCCUUCCUAUUGAUAUAAUGGACUUUGUGUUGAAGAACACGCCAUCCAUGCAAGCUCUAGGAGAAAGCCCAGAGUCGUCAUCCUCAGAACUGUUGACAUUGGGUGAUGGCUUGGGUUUAGAUAGCAAUCGCGGAAAGGAUAUAGGUUUAUUUGAGGUAUUUUCACAACAGCUUCCGACUUCAGAACCUGUUGAUGGUGCAGUUUCCUCUACUAUGUCUGCUGAGGAACAGUUUGGGCUGCCAUUGGAACUUCCCUCCGACCUCUCUGUGCUCACUACUCGUAGUCCAUCUCUCCCUAACCAGAACCACAGUAGACUCGAAGUGAUCUCGGAACCACAAAUAUCCCCCAGUGAACGAUCCCUUUUAUCCAUUUCAACCUCGGACGCAGUGGAGAAGAGGGUUACGGUUACAGAAAAGCCUGUAACAUCAGAUGAUGGGGAUUCAGGUCUGCUUAGUCAGAGUGUUGAUAGGGCGUCUGAAGGUCACAUGACACCAGAUAGGUUUAUCCCGGGACGCUUGGACUCAGAAAACGUUUCUCGUUCUCCCUGUGGACAAGUAGAGCAUACAGGAAACCAAGAUCAGGGCAGUAUUAACCCUAACUUGCAGGUGUCUGUGUCACCCAAUGUCCCACUGCAAACACAAAAAUACAUUCCCAGCUCUUCAGAGAGCCCAGGGCCCUCACAGAUGCCAAACACAGCUGUACAGGGCACACCUCCACACCUCAAAUCAACAACUGAAAAACUAGUUGUGGUUAAUCAGAACAUGCAGCCUCUCUAUGUCCUCCAGACUUUACCUAAUGGAGUAACACAAAAAAUUCAGCUCACCCCGCCUGUACCAUCAGCCAGUGGUAGGAUAGAUGGAGAUGUGUCUGUCAUGGGCUCCAUGGGACCAGGGCUUGCCUUGGCCACCGCCCUUAAUCCCACCUUAACUUCAUUUCCUGCCACUGGUAAAGGUCUUCUUCCAAUGUCUCACCAUCCACAUUUGCAAACCUUUCCUGCUGGGCACCAGGCCACUUUUCUGCCUAGCCUAACCAGUCAGUCUUCAGGACUCCUUAUUGGUGUUCAACCUUCUUCUGAGCCUCAACUUCGUGUAUCAGAAGUAGGUCAAAGGUCAGAGUUGAGCAGCGCAUCCACCACCUCUACUUCAGGGUUAAACAAAAAGAGACAGAUUUCACGCUUGCAUACAAGAAAGAACAAAAAGCUAGCCCCUUCUGUGACACCAGCCUCCAGGCAUCCUCCUGAAGUUGUCUCAAACAUGACACUAAUCAACUUUACUCCUUCCCAGUUGGCAGGAGGACUACCAAACCACCCAGGUUUAAUUGACCUACACCCACUGGGGAACCCUGCUCCCCAUCGUAGCAUUCCCAAUAUCAUCAAGAGAUCAAAGUCUGGGGUCAUGUACUUUGACCAGACUCCACUUCUCCCUCAGGGUGUGGGAGCUGUUAGCUCUGUAGGUGCAGCAUCCAGCGUUAUGGGGCUGGAUGCUGGUCACCUGGCGGGUCAAGUCCCAGGUCUGGCUACUAGCUCCCCUGUACUAAACGUUGUGUCUAUGCAGACAGCACCUGCUGCUCCUCCUGGAUCUGGACAUGUAACCUUAACAAGCCAAGGGAUUAUCGGUGCUCCUGAUCUGGGCUCCAUCAGUAACUUCCUUAUAAAAACCAGUCCACAGGGUUUGGGCAUCCAAGAUAACCAUGUGACCCUCCCCACAGGGCCUGGAUUGUUUUCUCAGAGUCCAACCAAAGCAUCCAUGGCCACCACAUCCAGCAUAUGUGUGGUACCCAGUACUCAGUCUGUAGCAGUGACCCUUGCCCAACCUGUUAAUGACCCAGACUCUGCUUAUCCACUCUCUCAUCACAUGAACAGAUUGAGCAGUCGGCCACCAAUCUUGCCAGACCCUGCUGGUGGAUCAGAUGUCAGGUCUACAGCUUCCCAGUUGCCACCAGAAAACAAUAGUAAAAUGAACAAACCCUCCUCCACGUCUUCAGCUCUUGGGAUUCAAAAGAACAGUGCCAAAGCAUCGCAUAAAGCAAAGAGCAAAGCUAAGAGGCAGACGCCUUCCACUGAGAAAAAUAAUAGGAAGAAACACAAGACGUCUCAUACAAACCAUCCACAUGCCUCGGCUCGAGGGCAGGAGAGAGAUGACAGCACGAGAGUUUCAGCUCCCACUGGGAGCCACAAACCAAAGACUGAUGUUGGUGAACUACAGAGUCUGUCCGCAGAAAAUCAGACUGGGUAUGAAGUGGCAGCACGACAACAGCGAGACCCACACCCCCCAAGCAAUAAGAUCCUCCAAGAUUCCAAGCAGGAUGAGUCUAAGCAGUCAGGAGAAGAGGAUGUUGGGUUCAGCUCUCCAUUGAUGCGACUGUUACGACAAGAGCAGAACCGCCAGGAUUCUCACCAGGAGCCCAAAUCCAGGACAGGCCUUCUGUUUGAGAUCUCCAGCGAUGAUGGUUUUCAGAUUUCCGCUAGUAGCAUUGAGGAAGCCUGGAAAUCUCUCACCGACAAAGUUCAAGAAGCCCGAUCCAAUGCCAGACUAAAGCAGCUUUCUUUCUCAGGUGUGAAUGGCUUGAGGAUGCUGGGAAUCAUACAUGACGCGAUUGUAUUUCUAGUGGAACAGUUACAUGGGGCCAACAGAUGCCGCAAUUACAAGUUCCGUUUCCAUCGCCCGGCUGGUGAAGAGGAACCUCCUCUUAAUCCUCAUGGAGCAGCGCGGGCGGAAGUGUACCUCAGAAAAUCCACUUUUGACAUGUUUAACUUCCUGGCCUCCAAACACCGACAACCUCCUGAAUACAAACCAAACGAUGAUGAAGAAGAGGAAGUUCAGCUGAAAUCCGCACGAAGGGCCACAAGCAUGGAUUUGCCAAUGCCUAUGCGCUUCCGGCACCUUAAGAAGACUUCCAAAGAAGCUGUAGGAGUUUAUAGGUCUCCGAUACAUGGUCGAGGGCUGUUCUGCAAGAGAAAUAUUGAUGCUGGAGAAAUGGUGAUUGAGUACUCUGGAAACGUCAUCCGCUCUACAAUGACUGACAAGAGGGAGAAGUAUUACGAGGGAAAGGGCAUUGGCUGCUAUAUGUUCCGGAUUGAUGACUCUGAGGUGGUCGAUGCCACAAUGCAUGGGAAUGCUGCUCGCUUUAUCAACCACUCUUGUGAGCCCAACUGCUACUCGAGGGUCAUCCCAAUAGAUGGCCAGAAACAUAUCGUUAUAUUUGCCAUGCGUAAAAUCUACCGCGGCGAGGAGCUCACUUAUGACUACAAGUUCCCUAUCGAGGAUGCCAGCAACAAGUUGGCCUGCAACUGUGGGACCAAGCGAUGCCGAAAAUUUCUCAACUGACCGGGACUGUGCGAGAAAUCCCAAGUAAGCAGGGAACGCGAGGGAGCUGAGGUCGCCUCCGGCAAGAGACGCGCAGACAGCCGAUCCCUCCGAUUGAAGGAAGAUGUUACCGCUGUUCUGUGUAGCACCCUCACUGCCAGAGUGCGGUUGGAAAUGUUCGCUGUAAACGAGCAGGCUACAUGUUGUUAUGCUGCAUAGUAUGUAUUCACUGAUCAGGAUUACAUUGUGCCGUUUCAUAAGGAUACACAAGUGAAAACUCGUGUAGAGAAUUCAUCGCUGCAACACUGCUUUGCAGAAGUCAAGGAACGCCUGAUUACUCAUUUAGAUGAUAUUUUUAACUUAUUUUUUCUACAUACCAAACGCUGCAUGGCAGUGAACCGAAAUGGUAAAUUUGCA
Messenger RNA from Spea bombifrons (plains spadefoot toad), 11851 nucleotides. It is a transcript of the gene KMT2A, whose product is annotated as lysine methyltransferase 2A. The record is from RefSeq and is a predicted model, not a curated record. Gene Ontology annotation, cellular component: histone methyltransferase complex; nucleus. The coding region runs from base 5 to 11455 and encodes 3816 amino acids. The transcript has 36 exons. Gene Ontology annotation, molecular function: protein binding; zinc ion binding; histone H3K4 methyltransferase activity. Gene Ontology annotation, biological process: positive regulation of DNA-templated transcription. Lineage: Eukaryota; Metazoa; Chordata; Amphibia; Anura; Pelobatidae.